Messenger RNA from Anisakis simplex (herring worm), 1647 nucleotides. NCBI's taxonomy places the organism in Eukaryota, Metazoa, Nematoda, Chromadorea, Rhabditida, Anisakidae. The record is from the annotation of a GenBank genome assembly.
GCCAUCAAAUUCAGCGAUCGUAUUGAUCUUAUGGAGGGCGCUCUUGUCAGGAAUCCAGAACAACGCGGUAAUUUGUUUUCGUCACAGAUCACACUUGACGGUUACGUGAACUUUUUGAAGAAUGCCGUUGAGUCAAACAAAACGCUUUUUAUGAUCAGUACGGAUCCACGUGACGAGUUGCCAUCCAAGAAACUCGUUGGUAUGUUGCCACGGUGGUCGCAUGCGUGUCAACAAUCAGCAUUCCCGGGACUCGUGAGAGAUUAUGAAGUGAAUUCGCACAAAUUGGCUGUUGAAGGUGUCAUACCCAGGCCGUUGCCCCUCAAUUUUGCUUCACUGGAUCCCGUCGCUUUAGAAGCAUUGCGGCAGGCUCACUCACAUGGUCACUCUCACAACAAUGCUCAUGCUCAUAGUCAUGGACAUUCACAUGAUGGUAUGGAAUAUGCUCACGCAUUUGAAAAUCAUCAACAAAAUCAAGCACUGCCACCACCACCACCACCCACUGUAAGCGGUUCAUUAGAUUUCUUUCAUUUUGCAAACAAGGCUCAAGUACCACCGUCACAAACACAGCAAAUAAGAAAUAAUCCACCUCCUGACAUUACCACCUCAUCGCAGCCGUUAUCAAAUGACGCCGCAAAAGUGCCAACACAGCCGGCACCUGCACCUCAACUACCCAAACCAGUGGCACAACCUCAAGCAACGAAUAGUCAACCUCAAGCUGGUGUAGCUGCAGCACUUCCAACCACGGCAAAGACGCUCCAAGCAGUACCGUCAGAAGCUGGAGCGAUGCCUGGCGAUACACCUCAAAUGGCCAGUGGUCAACAACUUCCUGCAGAUAACUCUCAGCAUACUGGUGCUAGACCAGCGCUCAGAAACGUUCAACAACCAGCGGGAGCUCAAAGAGUUCCCCAGGGCAACCCACCAUCAUCGGGUGGUCAGUCGGUAUCCGGUGGUGUUCCUCAACCAGCGAGAGGUCAACCGCUGCCUGGAGAUAACCUUCAGCCAUCUGGUGGCCAACCGGUACCCGAAGGAACUUUCCAGGCAACAAAUGUGCAGCCAAUCACGCCAGAUUCACCUAAAACAGUCAUUGAGCAACCUGUGCCCGGAGCUGCCUCUCAACCAGCAAGCGUUCCACAGCCAGUAAAUCCUGAAGUAAAGCCAAUGGGUGCUCAGCCAUUGCCGGGCAGUAUUAACCAACGGGCGGGCGGUAGCGAUCAGCAAGUGCCCAACAAAGUAGAUAAUCAGUCGACAGGUCAACAAGGUCAAACGGUCACUCAUAAUGCUAAUCAGCAAACUAGCGGACAGUCGCUUCCUGCAAACUCGCAUCAAACAAUCGGUGGAGCUAACAUUGAUGGAGGUCAGUCUACGAAUGGUGAAUCUGUUCAAGUGUCAGCCAGUGGAAAUGUUAAGAAUGUAAUCGAUGGAAAGGAGGAUCCCCAGUUAACAGCGUCCAACAGCGCGCAAAACGUUAACCGAGUAUGUUUUGGAAGUUAUAUUAUCGCUUGCUUGCUCCACUCAAGCUCGGUUCGAAACAUCCAAAUACUUUCAUAUCAUGAUGAGCGUGGCACCGAGUUUCACAAGCCGCUAAAUGCUUUCGCAAUCCACUUACAUUCGUUGAUAGGUCCAAUUAGGUUCGAAGAAGAAUCAUAA